Eleginops maclovinus (Patagonian blennie) is the source of this 3312-nucleotide messenger RNA. It is a transcript of the gene gsg1l2b, whose product is annotated as gsg1-like 2b. Gene Ontology annotation, cellular component: plasma membrane. The transcript has 5 exons. The record is from RefSeq and is a predicted model, not a curated record. The coding region runs from base 137 to 1054 and encodes 305 amino acids. NCBI's taxonomy places the organism in Eukaryota, Metazoa, Chordata, Actinopteri, Perciformes, Eleginopidae.
GCCAGACCACAAUUAGCCGCGGAUUUCCUGCCGGGAAUAACCGGAUUAUGAAGAUUUAAGGAGGAAUCGACAGAACUCGGUGUCAUACAAGGCUAAGGGAUUAAGUUACGCGUUUUUCCCUCCUCCGGUCGCCGUUAUGGGGAUAGACCGACGCCGGAGAGCAUCCAUGGCUCUCACCUUGAACUUCCUGGCUUUGUUCCUGGCGGUGUCGGCUCUCACCACCAGCUACUGGUGCGAAGGGACGCGUAAAGUGGUGAAGCCGUUCUGCACCGGCCCCGUCACCGCCACCAGACAGUCGUUCUGCAUCAGGUUCAACAGCUCCAACCUCAACGACACCAGACUGGUGCAGUACAUCUGGGAGACCGGGGAGGAUAAGUACGUGAUGAGAAAGUUUCACACCGGGAUCUGGUUCUCCUGCGAGCAGAACAUUAACAUGACCGGUGAGAACUGCAGAAGUUUCCUUAAUGUCGCGCCUUCAAAUGAAAGAGGAGUGCUGUGGCUGUGCAUUGUUGCUGAGUGCCUAUACAUCCUCCUGCUGGCCACCGGAGGCCUCCUCAUGUCCAUAGAGGUGUGUCAAUUUGGAAACGUCAUCGACGGCCUCAAGCUCAACGCCUUUGCUGCCAUAUUCACAGUGCUCUCAGGUCUGCUGGGUAUGGUGGCCCACAUGAUGUUCACCACAGCCUUCCAGCUGACUGUCAGCCUGGGCCCAGAGGACUGGAAGCCUCAGACCUGGGACUACAGCUGGUCCUACAUUUUGGCAUGGAGCUCCUUCACAGCCUGCAUGGCGUCCUCGGUCACCACCAUCAACCGCUACACCAAAACCAUCCUUGAGUUCAAGCACAAGCGCAGAAACAUUGAGAAGAACCUGAAGAUCAAGCAGAAGCUGCUUGAGCUGGACUCCCCGGAGCAGGUGUGGGACAUGUACAUCAGCUCUGUGCCGAGCACCGCCGACGAGCUGCUGGAUCUGUCGUCCAACGGCCGCAAACUCUCCAACACCUCCAUCUUCCUGGACCUCAACGACCUGCCCGACCCGCAGCAUGAGGAGUACUGCUAGAGGAGCAGCGCGUAGCAUUGAUACAUCAGCAGGUCAUUAGCUGUUCAGUGGGGUACAAUAAUAUAAUUACUGUAAACAACAUAAGACCGACGUGCUUUGGUUACCUACAAAAUUCCUAUUGUCAAACGGAUAAGACAUUCUGUAAAGUUAUCGAGGGCAAACUGUUUCAAAAUCUAGCAGAUAGGGAGCAACAGGAGUCCUGUUUCUGGCCAAAUUAUAAAUGUAAAACUCAAAUAUUUUAUCAACUAAUUAUGAUAACAGUGUCUUAAGCUUCCUAGAUGUCUAAUUAUGUUCACUAAGCAUUUAAGCACAUUUUUGUCACAAGUGUAACUUAACAUUUUGGUGGAAAUAAGACAUUUUAUUUAUUUAUUUAAAUAAGACAUGGAAAAAGUUCUCCAAGCUAAAAUGUAAUGACUUCAUUGUCUUUUACUUUGAAAAGCUGGCCUCCAAUAUUCCACGGUUGGUAAUGGACAGAAAAAGAGGAGGGUAAAAAAUAAACAUUAGUUAACCAUCAACAUGGAACACAGACUUUAUGUUAAAAGAUACACUUGGAUAUAAUAUAAUUUUAGGUGGCUUGCUUAAACCAAUAUUGCAACAUGCACCAACAGCAUUUUUAUUUUGUUGACAAUAUAUUAAUAACUUACCGUAGUUCAAAAUCCAAGUCCUGUUGUGGCUGAUAGGGAGGGACGAGGUAUUGGCCUAGCGGAUCCGCAUAAAAAACCAGGAAAGUAUUAACAUAUAAUUGUUAACAUUAACAUCAAAUUAGUCCUUUUUGUUAUAAUCAAAUUGUCUGCACACUGCUGAGGGUAUAUUGAAACCAAAGCAGGCAAAAUUGUUCUCAACCUCAGUGUGGGAAAAGACCUGUGGGAGCUUAACUUUCCAAACAAGACAGAUAUAAUGGGGAUGAUUUACACAGCAGUCAUUUACCUUCGCCAUCACUACCAGAACCUCUUCUGUUCCUGCAGUUGCAAAGAACUGCAACAAAUGUCACCACUAAAUCCACUCACAUCAAGUCUAAAUUGAAUGAUAAAGGCUCAGCAGCAGGUCUCGGUUGUUUACGGAAACUAUAGUAAUGUCUCAGAAUGGAGUUGGUGAUGACGUAUUGAUGUAGCAUCUGUAAGGGCCAGUGUUGAACCAGAUACCGUAUCUUUUGACAACAACAUCGUCUUUACUAUUGCGUUAGUGUGUGUAAACUAACUGUAUACCUCUUCCCAAGCAAUAUGAAGGGUCACUGCUUAAACCCUGUGAAUUAGGAGGGUGAAGCUGAGGACAGGGGAAAUAAACUGGGAGCGAAGAUAACGCUCUACGCUGAUGACUAGCUUCAACAGCGGUCUUUUCAGCUCUUCCGUUCUAAACAAGCACACUCUCAAGACUCUCAAGCCUCUUGGUUUGCUGUCCUUUGGAUUUUAUUAAUUGAGGAAGAUGUGUGUCCAUUCCUCUCUGUGGCUCACUCAGCUAAAGAAAGUUUGAUAAGGAGCUCCACACAUUGAUUCUAAUAUGGAGUAAUGAUACACUGCCUCCCACCCUAAAUGUGAACCAAAUAGCAUUCAGUAGCUUCAAACACCUCAUCAGGUGUUAAUCCCUAGAUCACAGUGGUACUCGUCUGGCCAUGGAAGGAAUUAACAGAAGGUGGACCUGAGGACUGUUGCUCCACCUACAUGAAUAUAUAGCUGAGUGUAGACACUGAGUGUUACAUGGGUGGAGGAUGCCUACAGGCCUUGCUGAGUGCCUUUUCCUACAGCAGCAUGCUUCUGAUCCAACAGCAUGUCACAGUUUAAAAAGGGAUGGUGUUCCUCCGACUAAUACUUGCUUUAGAGGAAACAUGUAGCUGUCUGUGCAAACUGCCAAAACCCAUCAGCGAGAGGAGCCAACUCUUUGACACCUCUUUACAUGAAGGGGAACUUUUCUUAUGUAUAUUUACACAAAUUGUAUUCAUGAAAAUCCAGACCUGGAUUUUUGCAAUUUACAGUUAUUUUAAGUGCAUUUGAAAAUGUAUAGUAUGUACUUUAUUUAUAUGUCGAACUCAAAGUGAAAUGUGUUGUAGACAACUUAAAGAUUUAUUCUGAUCAGUUUAAAUUUGGUCAUCAUUUGUUGCAAUAUAUGCUGACGCAUGGAUUGUUGUGUCUUUUUGUGUAUGUCAGGUUUGUUUACGGUGACACUUUUUGUGCAGUGUUUUUUAGUCCAUUUUUGUUUUUUUUAAACCUAAUGUAUUAAUAUGAAUACAUUUAUAUGAAAAUAUAUUAUUUAAAGGUGAAGGA